GCCGAUAUCGGAGAGCAAGCCAGCACGUGCUUCCAGCGGUGUUCAUCCUCUCACCAAACCCUCCUGCCCGAUCGCAGAGUCAUCUGUCGAAGUCGAUGCAAAACGAUUCAAACCGAUCACGCUGGUUCACGUCGAUCCGCACUUUUACUCUGAUCGUUGAUAAGUACGGACGUUCAAACGUAUAGCUCGCGCUGGAAGAAUUUCUUGAGUUCGUUUUAAAGUGCCAAAAGCGGGUCAAGUCGUUGAUUUUCGGUUGCGGAACGGGUAGAUUCGCGUAGUGGGCAGCGUAGCCGUUACGGUGAUAUAAGAUACAAGUGGAUCGUGAUCGUUACAAGUGAAAUAUUUCAAAAGAACGGCGUUUAGCGCGAAGUAGCGAUGCCGUCUUGAACCAAGUGAUCGACAGGCGUUAUAUAUUAGGAAUCAACCCACGUGAUCUCGUCCAAAAAGCCUAAAACCCGCAAAAUUUCCCCUCAAAACCCAGAAUUUUGAGUCAGCCAUGCGAAUAGGCUGGCUUGUUCUAGCGCUUUCAAGCGCUCACUUUGCAAUAAUUAGCACUGCCAGCCGUAACGCUACUGAUAACGAUGAACUGUGGACGCUUCUGCUGAACGGAAGACUUGACCAGAUCAAAACAAAAACAGCGGCAGAGGUCAGACCCGCGGUCAGCGCGUCGUCGUCGGAGGAGGAGCCGGCCGUCCAUUCACAAACGGGUAGCGUCGAAGACGAUGACGCCGCCGCAGCCGAUAAGGCUACGAUCUUCGACGAUGAACAGCUGUUUGGCGGUGUUCAGGACACCAGCAAAGAGAAGCCCGUAGGUGACGAUAACGAGGCGACUGUGUCAACAGCGGCGCUGUUUGAUGAGGCGUUUGCGUCCUCCGGCGACGGAGAAGGUGGCGAAGAGCUGGACGAUAAGGAUGGAAUGCAGGCUGAUGCCGGUGGCGGGAUGGAUGACGAGAUCUUCGAUGUUUUGCGCAGACAGCCGGCGUCACGUGAGGUGCUGGGAUUGCUCGGGCUGUUGAAGGAGCGUAACAAAACGGAAGACAUGAUGCAGAAGCUGAAGAACGUUGUGCGGCCGAUGUCCGAACGGAUCGCCGAUGGGCUUCCGAGCAUUUUGGAGGAUAAGGAGGUGCCAGCGGAACCUAGUGAACCAGUACAAGCAGAAUCACUGGUGUCGGACAGUGCUCAUUUGCCUCCGGUUACGAAUAUCCUGAUCCCCAAACUUGGCGAGAAGCUGGCCACUAUUCGCAAAAGUUACGAAGCCCCUGCCGACGGUCAACGUAGUUUGGUGAUCGUGUUCGACGCAACCGGCUCCAUGCUGGACGAUCUGCACCAACUGCGAGAAGGUGCCAAGCUGAUCAUCGACGAGAUCACCCAGCUGAAGAACAACCCAAUCUACAACUACGUGUUCGUUCCGUUCCGCGAUCCUCAAGUAGGGCCCCGACUCGUCACCCGUAACAAGGAUGAACUACUGCAAGCGCUGGAGAACCUUCAAAUCUACGGCGGUGGUGACUGUCCGGAGAACGCCAUGGCCGCUCUAUCCGAUGCGAUCGAGGCUUCACUACCGAACUCCUUCGUGUACGUGUUCACCGAUGCUACCGCCAAGGAUUUCAAGCUAGAUCAGCGAGUUUUGCGACUGGUUCAGCAAAAACAAACUCCCAUAACUUUCCUGUUGACUGGCUUCUGCGAUGGUCGAGACACGCCCGGUCAUGAAGUCAUGCGGGACAUCGCCGCGGCAAGCAAUGGUCAAAUCAUCGAUCUCAAAAAAGAUCAAAUUGAACAGGUUCUCGUGAGCAUUAAAGGCAUGCUGGAUAUCGAUCACGUCCCAUUGAAAGCGGUGGACUCAAAGCAAGGAGAAACUCAUGACAUUGACCUGAACGUGGAUGGUACCUUGAAGGAGUUUAGCGUGUCCGUCUCCGGUCACCGACCGAGCAUCGAAAUCAUCGAUCCUCACCAAGUCCCUUACAACAACACCAAAUCCGUACUAGACCUAGAGAACAUCAAAGUCGUAAACGUGGCCGGACCUUCCCCAGGCAAGUGGAACAUCAAAGCUGGUUCCAACUCGUCGAACUCGGUUCGACUCUCCGGCAACAGUGACGUCAAGUUCAACUUCGGCUUUUCCCCGUCCAAACCGAACUCCAUCGAAGCCCUAUCCCGACAACCGGUACUAAACGUGGACAACGUACUCACCGUCCAUCCCUCCCAGCCGAACCUCGUCGGCAACCUAUCCCACGUAACCAUCGACUCGCACGACACCAACCAACUCGGCGCCACCAACUUCAAGUUCAACCUCAAGCUGCACCCUCACCAGCUCGCAGACUCAACACCCGUCUUCAUCACCCCCGCGUUCAAAACGCCCCGCCAAAAGUUCAAGAUCUCCGUCGCCGGCAGCGACUCCAGCGGAAACCCGCUCGAUCGGCUGAUUUCCACAGCUAUCCAAGCGGUCGGGCUGACCGUGCCGGAAAUGUCGCUGGAUAUCGCCGACGUCGAGCUGCUCGAGGGGGACAGCCUGAAGAUCAGCUGCCGCGCGGACUCGUCAUCCACCAUGCUGGUCCAGUGGAAGCGCUUCGAUCGACUGCUUGCGGAGAGCAGCUUUGACUCGACAGGUGUUCUGGACCUUGCGCUGAGCAACGUUACCACGAAACACUCCGGACGGUACACGUGCCGUGCGGCGAACAGCGUAGGCGAGCAGGAAAUCGUGGCCAGCGUUAAGGUGUCGCCGCGUCCCGAGCCGGAAGUCGGAGUCUACCCGAAGGAUAUUGUAGCGUUUGAGGGGGAGCGUAUGUUGUUCUUGCGGUGCAUCCUGAAGAACAUUGACAGCUCGGCGAGCGUGGUUUGGAGUCACAACGGGAACAAGCUGAACCACGCGCUCGGGAAGGAAUACCUGGAGAUUCACAACAUAACCUCCAAGGACGAUGGCUCGUACGAGUGUCGGGUGGAGUCCAAUGGACGCAUUCACUGGGAUUCAACGCGGUUGAGUGUGGAGUAUGGUCCAAAGGCGCCGAACGCUCCACUCAUGGUAACGGCGCCUUACGGUCAACCCCUGACCGUUGAGUGCGGCUUAUCGGGGAACCCGCAGCCAGCGGUCUCGUGGAGCUUCCAAUCGCUGGAAGAUUCCGAGGAGCAAGCUCUCAUGGUAACGGACUUUAACCUGUCGCUGCCGGCGGUAACGCCGGACGUUGAAGGUUUCUACACCUGCGAAGGUAGCAAUCGUCACGGUAGCGCUAAAAGCGUGGUCUUUGUGCGAGGGGAUGCCAAUGAUCCUCCGAAAAUCCCGAAGCCCGAAGAGCAGAUCCUGUACGUCAAACCGGGAGCAAAGGUCGUCCUGAACUGUUCGUGUGACCUGUGCCAGCCGUUGAGCGAGUAUAUCUGGACAAAUGGUCGGCUCACGUUCGAGAGUAGUGCGUACGAGGUGCAAGGCAACGUCCGGGUGUAUCUAAAUGUCGAGCAAUCUCGGAACGCCAUCCAGUAUCGGCUGACGAUCGAUGACUUUGGUCCGGAGGACCAGGGAAGCUACAGCUGUAUCCUGUCGAAUGCCCACGGAGCGGAUAGCAUCGUGACCGAAGUGCGCCUGAUGGAGACUCCACAGGUAGACGGAGUGCUGGUGAACGAUAACCCCUCUUCGAUUGGGGUAGAGUUCAUCGGGUUGGAAGAUUCCGUGAACUACCUGACGUGUGACGCUACCGGCCUUCCGGAACCGAAAAUCCAAUGGUUCGUGAACGAGACCGCACUCAACGAUGAUCAACCGUUUACGCUGCUGAACGAUAACAAAACGCUGUUUUUGAUUGAAGUCUUUGAUCAGAGCUACGCUGGAAAGUACUCCUGUGUCGCUUCCAAUCCAAUGGGAUCGUCAACUGGUGAGCUAUCCUUGCUGUACGGAAGUGCUCCAGCAUUAAACAGUCAGCCACCUUCCACCAUGAACGUAGAGGUUGGUGAUCGCGUAGCUCUAGAUUGCGAAAUCACCGGCUAUCCAAAACCCAGCAUUGAUUGGUACUUUAAUGAUCGUCCGCUUUACACCAGCGAGGUUUCGUUCGUAGCCAAUCUCGAUCACUCCGGACUGUACACAUGCAAUGCAAGCAACACCUUUGGACAGCUCUCGUCUACCACGAUGGUUCUGGUGCACGGCAAGCCACAGUUUGAAGUCGGAUCUCCAGAAGAUGCAGCGAUCGCGGUUUCCAAGCAACAGAACGUUACCCUGCAGUGCAUCGCUACCGGAUUCCCGAAGCCCAACAUCACUUGGAGCUUCGAAGGUAACACGAUCAACUCGCCGUCGAACGCGAUCGAGAGCGAAACAACGCUCACGAUCACGAACAUAUCAGCGCUGAAUCAGGGAUCGUACGUUUGCUACGCGGAAAAUGCGCUUGGGAGUGCUCAGAAGGUGUACUACCUGCUGGUUAAAGAACCACCGAAGAUCACUGCGACGCAUCCAACGCAAGUUCAGCUCCUCCCAAAUCAGAAGAUUCUACUAGACUGCGCCGGUAACGGUAACCCACCACCGCUUGCCACCUGGACCAAAAACGGGACACCUAUCCGUACCAACACUUCGCUAGAAUUGUCCCACACAGCUGAAUCGUCCGGAAACUACACCUGCACUUUGGAAAACGUUGAAGGCACUGACAGUCAUACGACAGAAGUGAUCGUAAUCGAUCCUCCAAGGAAAGCGGCGAAUAUCACCGCAGGAGAUCAACCCAUCCAAACCAAGAUCAACACCCCGCUAACGCUCGUCUGCCCGUUCGACAACUACGACAGCUUGCUCUGGCAGCUGAACGAGCGCAAUCUGGACACCUACCUGGACCUGACCGACGUCCGCCUCCUCCAGAACAUCCUCCAAAUCGAAAAACUCCGCCAAGCUCACCAGGGCACGUACACCUGCUUCGUGGAGAACCCCGCUGGUCGCAACAACCACUCGUUCGUGGUGGGCAUCCUGUCACCUCCCACCAUUCAGCAAGCGGACCCAGAACUAGCGGAAUCGGAGCAGCAGCUCCAGCCGGUAGCGGAGGUUAGUCUGCUUAGCGGCGAGCAGCUUCGGCUGGUGUGUCAUGCCAGCGGGUCACCACCGCCGGCUAUUACGUGGAACCGGGACAAUGCCGUGCUAACGCGGGGAAGUGAGCUGGCGAUUGAAAGCGUGGACUCGCACCAUACUGGACUGUAUACUUGUGUGGCGGAGAACGAUCUUGGGGUAGCGAGAAAGGUGUACCGAUUGGACGUGAUGAGUUCGCCGCAGCACUGGGGAGAUCCGACCGCCUUUGUUGAGGUUUUCAAGGAUGAAGACUUGAGGUUGGAGUGUGGGAUGCAUGCCAAUCCACCGGCCAGCAUUCAGUGGAGCAAGGAAAAUGAAAUUUUGGACGAGUUCGAAGAAGUUCUAGAACUUAAUACGAUCCAGCCUCAGGACUCCGGGUUGUACACAUGCGAAGCGGAGAACAUCUUUGGAACAGCGGAGAAGAAGUACCACGUAACGGUGUAUCAACCCGCUGAGAUCACCUCUUUCCCGCCGAAUCAAACCGUCAUAGCUGGAACCGUCUUCGCGUUGGAGUGCGAAGCAGUCGGCAGUCCGCUGCCGAUCGUCAGCAUCAUCCACAAAGGAGAAAUCCUGGCAUCGUCCGCGGAUCUCGAAAUUGACGGCAUGCUGCUCGAUCAGUCGUACCGGGUCAAGUCAAAGCCGUACGCGCUCCAGACGCAGCAGUUCCUGGCAACGAAGCUGUCCCAGUACGAGCUGCGACUGAGCCUAUCCCAAGCGAACGUUGCGGAAGGUUCCGCCGGGAAGUAUCUCUGUCUGGCGCAGAAUGCCGUCGGAUACGACGAGCGAUCGUCGAAGGUGAUCGUUUACGUGCCACCUUUCGUUCAGCUGAACAAGCUGAAAGCAGCUCGCAACUUCGCCAUCCUGGAAGGUCUCCCGCUGUACCUGUUCUGUCCGAUUGGAGGCUACCCGAAGCCAGCGCUGAGUUGGUUCCGCAACGGGAAGCCCAUCAAGUUCAACGGUCAAACGCUGUUCAUGUCGGCGACAACCCGCAAGGAUCAAGGGAACUACACCUGCCUGGGAGAAAACUCCGUCGGUAAGGCCGAGUUGAGCUUCUCGGUAGGUAUCCUGAUUCCUCCGACGAUGAUCAACAGCGUGGUGGUCAGCGAUGACGAGGUGGCCGACGAACCGGAGCAGGAAGAGAUCUCCAUUCUGAAAGGAGACAACGUAACGCUCGACUGUGCCAGCCUUGGAAACCCCAAGCCGGAAAUAUUCUGGACCAAGGUGGUGUACUUGGACGAGAAGCUCAACGAGCAGCUGGCGGACAAGGACGCCGUGCUCGAGCUGUACAACAUCGAGUCCACCUCGACGUACUCCUGCUACGUCAACAAUACGGCAGGAGCCACGCAAAAGCUGUUCCACAUCGUGGUGCAAUCUCCGCCACGGUUCAAGACCAUCGAGUACGACCCGAAGCCGGCCGUCUCGUGGCACCACAGUUUGGAUCUGAACUGUGAGCUGGUGGGGGUUCCGGAAGCGGAAGUGCAGUGGACCAAGGACGAUGUGGUGGUGGCUGGUGGUCAGGGGAAGGGACUCUUCCUGGCCUCGAAUGGACAUGUGCUGCGCAUUUCCAGCGCUCGUGACAGCGAUGGUGGCCAGUACAAGUGCGUUGGACGCAACCUGCACGGCCAGGUCAGCCGAGAGUUUUUGGUAAUCAUUGAAGUCCCGGUCAGCUGGUCCCCGUGGGGUGACUGGAGCGCGUGCAGCGCCACCUGCGGCAAGGGAACGCAGUUCCGGUCGCGCAUCUGCCUGCUUCCGAGCGGAUCGCCGGCCCACGGACACCAGUACAACUGCGAGGGCGAAAACGUGCAGGUGAAGAACUGCGAGAUGCUACCGUGUCCGGUGAACGGCGGCUGGAGCGCGUGGACCAGCUGGAGCAACUGCUCGCUGGAGUGCGUUACGGAGUACUCGGGGUUGAGGUCGGUGCGGUUCCGCAACAGGAAGUGCGACUCUCCGGCACCGUCGCUCGGCGGGAAGGCUUGCGUGGGGGAGGAGUACGAAGAGGAGGUUUGCAGUGUGAAGUUCUGCCCGACGGACGGGGGUUGGACGCCGUGGACCAAGUGGACGCCGUGCAGCGAAACGUGUGGCUUUGGGCGGACGCUUCGCUGGAGGAGCUGCGUGAAUCCGGCACCUCGCAAUGGUGGACUGCCGUGCCAGGGGUCGGAGAGUGAGAUCAAGAUCUGCAAAGAGCGGGAGUGCAUCGUUGAUGGCGGGUGGUCCGAGUGGAGUCCGUGGUCCAAGUGUAGCAAGACGUGCGGUGUUGGAGUUCGCAGCAGGAAGCGGACGUGCGACAAUCCGGAACCGAAGAACGGAGGUCGCGAGUGUGAGGGAGAGAACGUCGAGCUGGAGAAGUGUUCUUCGAAGUCUUGCCGGAACGAUGCGCUGGUGAAACACAUUCAGCGGGAUAACAAGCGCAAGUUCUCUCCACUUCUAACGUACGAGUCGAAGUAUCCAGUCGAUGGAGACAGCGACUACGAGGAUCAACCAAAUGAACCGCAAAAGUUCAAGGUUGUUCGCAACUUUGAGUUCGCCGAGACGCCUCCGGUCGAGUACGUCGAUGGACCUGUGGUGGAGUCCGACCUUGAAGAUCUGGACGAAGGUCACCACCAAAUUACGGUAAGUUUGAAGAACACCGUCAACCUGACACAGGACACGGCCGCGUACAACCUGAACUUUGGUGGAAGGACCAACUCAGUGGAGUACGUUUGCGCUACCGGAAUGGUGUUCAACGAGACGCUCAGACGGUGCGUGGACGUGAACGAGUGCGAAACCGGCGAGCACCGCUGCACCGAACUCGGACAGAUCUGCGUCAAUACCAACAGUGGGUACGAGUGCCUCUGCAUGGAGGGCUUCCGUAUGACCCAAGGAGGACGCUGCACGGACAUCAACGAGUGCCGCGAGGACAGUCACGAGUGCUCGCACUUUUGCGUCAACAACCCCGGCGGGUACGGCUGUCUCUGUCCUGCAGGUCACUUGCUGGCCGCCGACGGAAAGACUUGCACCAGGAGACGAACCCGCGAGGAGCCAGCGUUCAGCAUCAUGAACUACGAGACGAACUGUCCGGAAGGUUAUCAGCUCGAUGGGAACAAAUGCUUGGAUAUUGACGAAUGCGCGCUCAAGGAAGACGAGUGCAACGAGGAGCAAUCCUGCCUGAACACCAAGGGAUCGUACCUUUGCGUACCAACGGCUUGUCCGGAAGACUACGAUACCGACAUCCUGCUCAACCAAUGCUACCGGGACUGCCGGGAAGCGUACGACCUCACCUGCCCGGACGGUGCCCUCGUCGAGCAAACGCUCACCUACAAGGUAAUCUCGCUGAAGCGUUUCAGCGCGAAGCAACCCAUCGCGGUGCUGUCCAUUCCGGCCUUCCAGCACGCCACCAUGAGCACCAACUUCUCGUUUCUCGAGCGGACGUACGAGCACGUGUUUGCGCUGGAAAAGACGCCACAGGCGUCCGCGAACGGAGGAGCGGUCUACCUGUACGCGAAUCGAAAGUUCCAGCGGGGCAAGAUCUACAAGCUGAAGGUGGUGGCGCGUGCCUUUGGCGUCGAGUCCGGCACGAUGGACUACGUGCACCGGUUCGUGGUGUACGUGCACUGUGUGGAGUGAGUUUUUUAGGGAGGGAUUGGGUAGGAUUAGUUGAAUACUCAUAUUGUAUACGUCGAAUUUCAUUUAUAUUGACAUUAUGACGAAUGGAUGUUCAACUUAUUAAGAAAGAAAUUUUCUUUGUUUUUCUACGAUAUUAUAAUUAUACGAUAAUAACAGGAUGGCUCAAAUCUCAUUUUCGAAUCGGGUCCUAAAAUUAAGCCAAAAUUUGUGAGCCCAGUUAGCGAGCAGCCUUCGGUGACGAACAAAAACUGUACUGCCCAUGUUUGCCCACCUUUGAAAAUAUUUUUGAAAAGCUACUAAAACCUGGGCGCUGAAAAGUGGUUCGCAAAACGGCCUCAAUUUUGAACUGUCAAAGUGGAACCAAUUUACUUGUUAUCGACCAUGAUUUUUUGUUUACACGAAUGCAAAAUGUGUGGCUUUUGAGCACCUCGAGUUGAAGUCAAGAAAGUUGAAGGCGAGAUUGUCAUUUUAAAAAAAUAAGUGUAAGUUGUUUAUCGAGUGGAUGCGGUUGUAUCCAUCCAGAAGCUGACUUUAUUGUUUGAUUCUGUUUGAAAACCUGGUUUAGUAACUCUGUUUGUUGGAUCAUCUUCGCUAGAAUUAGCAGCAGGAUUCCAAAAUCAGCCAGGGAAUUUAUCUGCGAUAUCACAGAAUGACACUCUCGCCGCAGUUCUUCGUCAUCCUUAAAAAAGAAAAAAAUCUAACCGAUCGAAACGCGACAAUU
Messenger RNA from Culex pipiens pallens (northern house mosquito), 9338 nucleotides. Its product is annotated as hemicentin-1-like. The coding region runs from base 497 to 8617 and encodes 2706 amino acids. Lineage: Eukaryota; Metazoa; Arthropoda; Insecta; Diptera; Culicidae. The record is from RefSeq and is a predicted model, not a curated record. Gene Ontology annotation, molecular function: cell-cell adhesion mediator activity; calcium ion binding. Gene Ontology annotation, cellular component: axon; plasma membrane. Gene Ontology annotation, biological process: axon guidance; dendrite self-avoidance; homophilic cell-cell adhesion. The transcript has 11 exons.